AUGUCAUCUCCAGGAGUUGACAGGUUGACAGAAGAAAAUGUCCACAAGUUGGAAGAAUCCUACUUCAACAACACUCAGCCAUUGGCCAAUAAACUUGGUGGGUUUAAAGAUCUCAAAGGAUUUGAUGAUAGAAAUUUCAUGCUCACCAGUGCCAACCGGAUGUAUAAUGCCUUGGAUAGUUCUGUUGUUGAUAUCACCACCUAUCAAAUCUUGAGGGUUCACAUGUUGCGGAUAUUUUUGACGAUCUGGACCUAUUUCCAAGCUCAAUACUGGUACUAUGCGAGAUUUUGGGACGACAUCAAGGAGAUAAACUCUAUCUGUUGUUAUGAAUUAAAUACGACUGUACAAAGAAACUCCUCAAUGCUGAAGUACUCUGCUAUUAACCAAGUUUCGGCCAUUUAUCUUUAUCUUUCACUCAUGCCCAACGUGGUAUCUAGAGUGAUCUAUCAACAGAUGCUUUGGUGUGUACCUUCGGGACUUUCGCUGUUUCAGCUCGCAACUCCAAAGAGAGACUUACCCGAAACGAUGACUUUGAUACUUAACGUAAAGAAUCUAUUUCCUGCAGCACCUCCUGAAAUCCCUCAACCGUAUUUGGAUAGCGAAAAGAAGAUAAAAGUACCUGAUAAAAAGGACGUACAAAUGGUAUUGGCCCUUAGAAACGACUACUUCACUCAAAUCAGAGUUAACUUGGCAGCAGAAAAGGUGAAGUUGUUGACUGAAGUAGCAAAAUUCGUCACUUGGAGUGCAUUAUUGCCUACUACCAAUGAGCUCUAUAUCUAUGAGAGAUUUGGGUUGUUAGUCUCAAAUAGUUUAGUGGAGUCGCUCCAAAAUAUUGCUGAUGCCAUUUUGAGUGAACUACAUAGUUUCAGCAAUGCGUGCAACAACAGAGAGUUAGACGAGUUCAAAGUGAAUCUCCCAAAGAUAAUUCUUGUUCAUAUGAAUUCCAAUGAGAGACUCCAUGUAAAUGAGGCUGAAUCCACAGACCCAGAUACAAACACCAUUGGGCCUGAAUCUAUCGAUAGCAUCGUUAGUGCUGGUCCGGAGAAAAGAGAAUUGAUUGUUUACCUAUGUGAUGCGAUUUCAAGAGACGAGACUGUUUUAAGAUUGGUCAAAAGUAAUCUUGACGAAAUCGAAUUUCCUGAAUUCAAUCUGAUUUUCCCACCCUCUACUGACCUUGUUUUCGUUGCGGAAGGAUACCUGAACUAUGAUUAUCGUUGGAGCAGUGAACAAAGUGAAAGUGUAGAUAGUAUCUUUUAUUUCUCUCACCUUCCUUUUGGAUUCAAUGGCUUUAACAGAGCUCUCUAUUCUUUUGCUAUCCACAAAUUUAAGUAUUUGGCAAAACCAAAAAGUGUUUCAUUUAUUGACAAUGGAUACGACCAAUUAGAAAGAAUUCUUGCUCCAUUGAAGUAUAUAUUCAAGUGGCUCCGAACAGAUAGGAAGCAUAAAACUCCUACUAAAGAAUCUUCUGAUAUUGAUGGGAACUAA
Molecule: messenger RNA, 1485 nt
Organism: Scheffersomyces stipitis CBS 6054
Lineage: Eukaryota; Fungi; Ascomycota; Pichiomycetes; Serinales; Debaryomycetaceae
Exons: 1
Coding region: 1-1485 (494 amino acids)
Source: RefSeq, a predicted model, not a curated record